AUGAAAGACAUGAAUUCUACAAUCGCUAGCAAUAUUUCUGAGAUAGCAAAAUUAGCAAGAAAGUUUAAUUGUUUUUAUUUAGCGGGUCUACAUCAAGGUACUUGUAAACCAUUCUUAGUGGGUGGUCAUCAAGUUGGAUUGAUUCGUCCUGAUAUAUUAAAACAUUUGGAGAGAUUUCCUGAGGUUUUUCGAGUUACUGGGAAGUAUGUAGAAUUAAACCCGGCGUUUAGGGAUUAUAAAGAACGAUCGUCAAGGAUUGCGGCGGUGUUACAAUCUUUAAAGAAGGAAGGUGAAAUAUGUGCCCUUAAGGGUUGGAGAGAUGAGUGUUUUGAAGUGAGCACUCCAUUCUACCACGAAAGUCUUAUGGAGAUGGACAGAAGCGCCAUAUGUCUUUUUGGCAUUAGGAAUUAUGGUGUUAGCAUAAAUGGAUACCUUUUCCACCCCAUAAAAGGAUUAUGUAUUUGGCUUCAACAGCGAAGUUUUACCAAACAAACUUGGCCAGGCAAAUGGGACUGCUUUGUGAGUGGUGGAUUAGCAGUUGGUUAUGGUAUAAUGGAGACUGCUAUCAAGGAAGUAGCUGAAGAAGCUUCGGUAAUUGGUGAUUUAGCAAAAAAACUAGUUCCAGCUGGUUGUGUCAGCUUUUACUUUGAGAGUGAGAGAGGUUUGUUUCCAAAUACAGAGUAUGUAUAUGACCUGGAACUUCCGCAAGACUUUAAGCCUGAAAAUGCUGAUGGGGAAGUUGAAACCUUUGAAUUGUUGACAGCUGAAGAGUGUGUACAAAGGGCUUUAACAACUCAGUUUAAAACCACUAGUGCACCUGUGUUGUUGGACUUUCUCAUUAGACGGGGAUUUAUCAACCCUGAAAAUGAACCUAAUUAUCGGCAUAUCAUCGAGUUACUCCACGUCCCCUUGCAAACAAUCUACAAGUGGCCUCAAACGGACAUUGUGACCAAUGGAGAUGGAGAAAAUCUACAACAUUAA
This is a messenger RNA of Pieris macdunnoughi, 981 nucleotides long. The record is from the annotation of a GenBank genome assembly. NCBI's taxonomy places the organism in Eukaryota, Metazoa, Arthropoda, Insecta, Lepidoptera, Pieridae.